Molecule: messenger RNA, 2460 nt
Organism: Paramormyrops kingsleyae
Lineage: Eukaryota; Metazoa; Chordata; Actinopteri; Osteoglossiformes; Mormyridae
Source: RefSeq, a predicted model, not a curated record
AUUCCAGCCAAUAGGACGGGAGGAAGUCCCGACCACGUAAUUGAGUUCGGCGUUCGAGUUCACGCGGGCUGGAUUAAAAAAAAUUGUGUACAGCGAUUAGGAAAGAUGGCGAAAGCGAUAUAUUUGGAGCAUUAUCUUGACAGUAUUGAAAGCCUGCCGUGUGAACUGCAGAGAAGCUUCACCCUUAUGCGUGAGCUGGACACCAGGACUGAAGAGAAAAAGGGGGAGAUCGACAAGUUGGCGGCAGAGUACAUUGCGAAUGUGAAGACGCUGGCCUCCGAGCAGAGGGUGGAGCACCUACAGAAGAUCGAGAGCGCCUACGGCAAGUGCAGGGAGUACAGCGACGACAAGGUGCAGCUGGCCAUGCAGACGUAUGAGAUGGUGGACAAGCACAUCCGCAGGCUGGACGCUGACCUCGCCCGCUUCGAGAACGAGCUGAAGGAGAAGCUGGACAUGAGCGGUUACGAGAGUCCAGAUGGGAAGGAUUUAAAAAAAACCAAGAACCCAAAAGAAAAGCGGAGUUCGAGAACGAGAGCAAAGAAGGGGUCAGACGAAGAUUCGCCGAGGAAGAAGAAAAUGAAGAACGGUCCUGACUUCAGUAACUCCCUGCUGGCCGUGCACCCAUCCGACGUUCUGGACAUGCCUGUGGACCCCAACGAGCCGACGUACUGCCUGUGUCACCAGGUGUCGUACGGCGAGAUGAUCGGCUGCGACAAUCCUGACUGUCCUAUUGAGUGGUUUCACUUUGCUUGCGUGGACCUCACAACAAAGCCCAAAGGGAAAUGGUAUUGUCCACGCUGCACCCAAGACCGGAAGAAGAAAUAAGUUUGCACUGUCGUGUGGUUUUAAGUAUUGCAUAUAUAAAAUGCUUCUUUGUUUAUGCAGUACAGAUACAUAUAUAUGUUUUGUCAGUAUGGGCUAUAAUUUCACAAUCAGUCAAUAGAUUUCCUGUAUUGGAGGAAUGAAUAUUAUUUGGCAAGCAGUCGUCGUAUUAGCUGAGCUCAAAACAAAGUACUGGUGUACUCGUAGUGGCCGUGAAGCAGUUCUCAAUGUGGGUAUAUAGAAGAGAAAUCUUUCAGCUGAAUGACCUACCUCACUGGAUGAAAUGCUUUUGGUUCUAAACUAAAAAAGGUGGGUGGGGGGGGGAGUCGCGGGCCGGUCCUGUGAUGAUCAAGAGCCCUGACCCGGUCAGUGCUGUAGGAGGUGCACGCUGACCUUGCCAAGUGAGUAAGAGGAUAGUAACGUGAGCUUAUUAAUCAGCAAUAUGAACAUGUGAUUUGUGGGUGUAACUGAAUUGAGGCCAAAGUUCUGCUGAACACUGAAGACGGGUUAAAAAUGCAGGUACUAGAGCGUGUGAGGUGGACAGUGAAGAGCAGGCAUGUGGAUCGGUGCCUUCUUGGUUCUGCUUGUUCCAUUGCUUAUAUUUACUAAUGCAGUUUGUUUACGCUCAUUCACUGCUGGAGUCAGCUUCAGGUGUGAGGUCCAAAGUUUGUUUCCUGGACUGUGAAUGUUCUUGCAGUAAAGGGAUCUUUCUUGGGUUACCUAUAUCUGCUGUUGGUAACAGCUGUUAAGCAGCUUGUGUGGGUUGUGCAAGAGGAAGUCCUGCGUGCAGGUUUUACUGCAGGUGUGCUGUGCACUCUUCGAUUGGCGUCUGGACACUUGGUUGAUCCGAAGCUCCCUUAGAAACUUGCCCAUAAUUGUCAAAAUGGUUCCACAACAUUUAUGGCUUUUGAUUCUUUAAUGAAAAAUUAAUUGCACAGUAUGAAAAAUAUAUAUACCUGUGUAGAUUCUUCUACAAUUUUUGACACCAAAAUACAUGGACUUCAUUUUUGUGGGAGGAACCUAAUGGGAAAAAAAAAAACAAUUCCGUAUAGUUUGCUGUGUAUUUUAAACCCCUGAUUAACAAGUUGACUGUAUUAUAACUAGCUCUGUCAUAUGGCUGUGUUGUUUGGCCUGGUCCACUGGCAGACUCUCUGUUGACAAAGCUGAAAGGUAUUUGCUAGCUUAUAAGCAGAGAUUUUUAAUUUUUGAAUUAUUGCAAUAAGAUGUGGCUUAUACCUUGCAUGCAAAAGUAAAGGUAAUUUCUUUUAGGAUUAGAAGCUUUAAAAAGUUGAAUGUCAUAAAUCCAUCUAUUUUCUAGCCACUAAUUUUGUUCAGGGUCUUGGGAUGUCAUAAAUAUUGUGGUAGUUCUAUAUAUUCUGGUUUAUUGUAAUAUACACACUUUCAUCAGUGCCACUAAAUCCUUUUGUCAGCUGGAGCAGAAAAGCACUAUGAAUAUGUAUUGGAGAACAACUUCAUGCUUCAGGCUUGCUGCUUUUUCUCAAAUGCUUUUCCAAAGAGAAUGCAUUAUUUUCUUUUGUAAAGAAACAAAGCAUUGGAUAACUGAUGUAUAUAGACUUUGUUGUAUAUCUGUAUUUUUGGCCAUGCUAUAUUCUUAUAAAUAAAGGAUAUCUUGGAAAA